UUUACUAUUCUUUCUAUCUUCUUCAUCAUCUUUGAAUUAAUAAUCUGAUUCUUCUUCUGUAUUUCUUUCUUGAUCCAAAAUAUAAUGGCAGAAAACAGGACUACAGGUGGUUCAAAUGAUCACUCAAACAGAGACCUUGUUGUAUGCUUUGGCGAAAUGUUGAUCGACUUUGUGUCGUCUGUUAGCGGAGUCUCACUUGCCGAAGCAACCGCCUUCGAGAAAGCACCCGGUGGUGCUCCGGCUAAUGUUGCUGUCGGUAUUUCAAGAUUGGGCGGUUCUUCAGCAUUUAUAGGAAAAGUGGGAGACGACCCGUUCGGGUACAUGUUGGCUGACAUUUUGAAGAAAAACAAAGUCAACAAUUCCGGGAUGCGAUUUGACCACAAAGCUAGAACCACGUUAGCUUUCGUUAGCCUAAGAUCCGACGGGGAGAGGGAGUUUUUGUUCUUUAGAAAUCCUAGUGCGGAUAUGCUCUUCCGAGAAUCAGAACUCGAUGUGAAUCUUAUCAAACAGGCAAAAAUAUUCCACUUUGGUUCGAUUAGUUUGAUACACGAACCGUGUAAAUCAACCCAUCUAGCCGCAAUGGAUAUAGCCAAGAAAUCAGGUAGCAUCCUUUCUUACGAUGUGAAUUUGAGAUUGCCAUUAUGGCCAUCAUCGGAUGUUGCUCGUGAGGGUAUAAUGAGUGUGUGGGACCAAGCGGAUGUUAUUAAGGUAAGUGAGGAUGAAAUUACGUUUUUGACCGGAGGUGACGAUGCUUAUGAUGAUGACGUGGUGUUGAAGAAGCUUUUUCAUCCGAAUCUUAAACUUUUUCUUGUUAGUGAAGGAGGGAAAGGUUGUAGAUAUUACACUAAGCGGUUUAAGGGUAGAGUUGAUGGUGUAAAAGUGAAGCCUGUCGAUACUACGGGUGCUGGAGAUGCUUUUGUUAGCGGGAUUUUGAGCUUUUUAGCUUCCGAUACAAGUCUACUUGAGGAUGAAAAACGAUUGCGUGAAGCGCUUGUGUUUGCAAACGGAUGUGGAGCGCUUGUUGUGACAAAGAAAGGAGCGAUACCGGCUAUGCCAACGAAAGAAGAAGUUCACCAAAUAUUGCAACAAGAAGGCUUAGGACCCAAUUAAUCUUCCUUGAUCAAAAUAUACAAGUAAUGUGGCUAUGAAAUGUUUCAAGUUAAUCCGAAUGUUGUUAUGUACUUGUGUAACUUAUUUGUAGGUUGUAGCCAUGUGUUAGAUAUGAAAUGAUAUUGUUGGUGCUUAUAUAUAUGUCUAUUAUAAAAUACAAUAACAAUAAGAUAUAUAGUUUAUAAUUA
Helianthus annuus (common sunflower) is the source of this 1298-nucleotide messenger RNA. RefSeq names its product probable fructokinase-7. Gene Ontology annotation, cellular component: cytosol. Gene Ontology annotation, molecular function: fructokinase activity. The coding region runs from base 85 to 1110 and encodes 341 amino acids. The transcript is spliced from 7 exons. Gene Ontology annotation, biological process: fructose metabolic process. NCBI's taxonomy places the organism in Eukaryota, Viridiplantae, Streptophyta, Magnoliopsida, Asterales, Asteraceae. The record is from RefSeq and is a predicted model, not a curated record.